Messenger RNA from Melopsittacus undulatus (budgerigar), 1990 nucleotides. RefSeq names its product jumonji domain containing 7 (gene JMJD7). The transcript has 8 exons. The record is from RefSeq and is a predicted model, not a curated record. NCBI's taxonomy places the organism in Eukaryota, Metazoa, Chordata, Aves, Psittaciformes, Psittaculidae. Bases 4 to 957 code for a protein of 317 amino acids. Gene Ontology annotation, molecular function: 2-oxoglutarate-dependent dioxygenase activity.
GGCAUGGCGGAGGCCGCGGCGCUGCGGGCCGUCAGGGGCUGCCUCGCCGCCUUCCCAAGGGAGGCCCGCGAGCUGGGGUGGACAGAGUCCAUACCCUACCUUGAUGGGCCUCCGACCCCGCUGGAGUUUUAUCGGGAAUGGGUAAGUCCGAAUAAGCCUUGUAUAAUUCAGAAUGCCAUCAGCCACUGGCCGGCUCUGCAGAAAUGGACCUCAGCGUACCUCAGGGAGGUAGUAGGUCCCAAGGUAGUGAGUGUGGCAGUAACACCAAAUGGUUAUGCAGAUGCCGUGUUUCAGGACCGCUUUGUCAUGCCAGAGGAGCGCCAAAUGCCUUUUGCAGACUUUUUGGACAUUGUGGAGAAGAAAGUGACCUCUCCCAACGUAUUCUAUGUGCAGAAGCAGUGUUCAAACCUCACCGAGGAGUUCCAUGAACUGGUCUGUGAUGUGCAGCCUGACAUACCAUGGAUGAGUGAGGCACUUGGGAAGAAGCCCGAUGCUGUGAAUUUCUGGCUUGGGGAAUCAGCUGCUGUGACCUCUUUACAUAAAGAUCAUUAUGAGAACUUGUACUGUGUGAUAUCUGGAGAGAAAUACUUUCUACUGCAUCCACCGAGUGACCGUCCCUUCAUCCCAUAUGAGCUCUAUCAGCCAGCAACCUACCAGGUAUCAGAAGAUGGCUCAUUUGAAAUUGUGGAUGAGAAGAGUGCAGAUAAGGUGCCUUGGAUCCCCCUGGACCCCUUGAACCCAAAUCUGAAACAAUAUCCAGAAUAUGCUCAGGCAAAACCUUUGCAGUGUACAGUGAGAGCUGGUGAGAUGUUAUACCUGCCUUCUCUCUGGUUCCAUCAUGUUCGGCAAUCACAUGGCUGUAUAGCAGUGAAUUACUGGUAUGACAUGGAAUAUGACCUUAAGUACAGCUACUAUCAGCUACUAGACUGUCUCACAAAAACUGUGAAAGGGCUAUAGCAGAGGUGGGAAACUUGCACUUGUGAUCUCUGCUGUGAUACAACCAUCAGCAUCUGUGACUGGAGUACAAAUGUGAUUAAGGGGAAAAGAACUAACAUUAAAUUGUCUUUGACAAUGUCUGUCAGACAGAUGGCUGUUUUGCUUGAUUUCAGAGACCAGAUCAACUGGCCAGAUUUUUUUUGGCUUUAAGGUUUGAUAAUAGCAUUUUGAGGUCUUUGCGUGUUGCCUCAGUGGUGGUGAGCAAAAUAAAAUUGGAAAGGAGGCAAGACAGGGUUUGGAAGUCCCAACACGGAAGCCAUGACUAUGCAGCUCUACGGGUUAUUUUGAUAACAACACAAGUGGACAAAGAAGAAUCAGCUCUAUCACCAUCAGGCUGCAUCAGUCCAACACAUGCGUUCUGCUUAAGGCAAAAGUCCUGUCCAGCUGUAAUUCACUAAGUUCGGUGGCUGUGAUGUUUUCAUAGUGAGAAAUUACAACUCCCGCAAUAAAAGGUCAGCCUAAAAUCUUAUUUCUGUGCUAAUUUCUUAUUUUCUUUUUCCUAAUGAUGUGGUGGCUGGAGGACACCUAGGAGGACAUGUGUAAGUAAAUGCUGGCUAUUUUCUGUCCUAGGCUACAUGUUUUUAUUGCUGGUUUUAGUUUCUUUCCACUGUUACAUUUAAAUGUAACCACAUUCUCUUACAUCAAGAGAAGUCAAGCAGCAUCCUGAGUGGUGAUUUUAGAGUUGUUUGCCAGGUCUACAGUCAAUAUGCACAUCACCUGUGGUCUCCUGGCAUGAUUUGGUUCUGCAGCUUGUAGGCUCAUUGUUUAUUCUUUUGCUAUUAAUUGCUGCCUAAUGCUUGAUGAGGCAAGUUGUGUGAAUCAGGAGCCUAUUUCUGCAGCCUUAAGUCCCAUUUGUAUUUCCACAUAAUGGGAUGAAACUGGUCAUGUGUCUGAGACCUGCAGGGUAGGACUAAGAGGCUGUUAAAUACAUGAACACUACAAAAAUGCAGUAUUGUUGUUUAUGAAACCCAAAAGAUGGUAUUUGACAUCAGAU